AUGGAAAGCGGGAGAAUGGGGCGGGCCCCAUUCUCCCGCUUUCCAUCACCCCACCCCAUUCUCCCUCUUUCCAUCACCGCGCCCCAUUCUCCCUCUUUCCAUCACCCCGCCCCAAUUCUCGCUUUCCAUCACCCCGCCCCAUUCUCCCAUUUUCCAUCACACCGCCCCAUUCUCCCGCUUUCCAUCACCCCGCUCCAUUCUCCCGCUUUCCAUCACCCCUCCCCUUUCUCCCGCUUUCCAUCUCCCCGCCCCAUUCUCCCGCUUUCCAUCACCCCGCCCCAUUCUCCCUCUUUCCAUCACCCCGCCCCAUUCUCCCCCAAUCCAUCACCCCGCCCCAUUUUCACUCUUUCCAUCACCCCGUCCCAUUCUCCCGCUUUCCAUCACCCUGCCCCAUUCUCCCGCUUUCCAUCACCCCGCUCCAUUCUCCCGCUUUCCAACACCCCACCCAAUUCUCCCUCUUUCCAUCACCCCUCCCCAUUCUCCCUCUUUCCAUCACCCAGCCCCAUUCUCCCGCGUUCCAUCACCCCGCCCCAUUCUCCCUCUUUCCAUCAUCGCGCCCCAUUCUCCCUCUUUCCAUCACCCCGCCCCAUUCUCUCGCUUUCCAUCACCCCGCCCCAUUCUCCCGUUUUCCACCACACCGCCCCAUUCUCCCGCUUUCCAUCACCCCGCUCCAUUCUCCCGCUUUCCAUCAGCCCGCCCCAUUCUCCCUCCUUCCACCACCCCGCCCCUUUCUCCCGCUUUCCGUCACCCCGCCCCAUUCUCCCGCUUCCCAUCACCCCACCCCAUUCUUCCGCUUUCCAUCACCCCGCCCCAUUCUCCCUCCUUCCAUCACCCCGCCCCAUUCUCUCUCCUUCCAUCAUGCCGCCCCAUUCUCGGCUUUCCAACACCCCGCCCCAUUCUCCCGCUUUCCAUCACCCCGCCCCAAUCUCCCGCUUUCCAUCACCCCGCCUCAUUCUCCCGCUUUCCAUCACCCCGCCCCAUUCUCCUACUUUCCAUCACCCCGCCCCAAACUCCUGCUUUCUAUCACCCUUCCCCAUUCUCCCUCCUUCCAUCACCCCGCCCCAUUCUCCCGCUUUCCAUCACCCCGCCCCAUUCUCCCGCUUUCCAUCAUCCCGCCCCAUUCUCCCUCCUUCCAUCACCCCGCCCUAUUCUUCCGCUUCCCAUCAUCCCGCCCCAUUCCCCCGCUUUCCAUCACCCUGCCCAUUCUCCCGCUUUCCAUCACCACGCCCCAUUCUCCCUCUUUCCACCACCCCACCCCAUUCUCCCUCUUUCCAUCACCCCGCCCCAUUCUCCCUCUUUCCAUCACCCCGCUCCAUUCUCCCGCUUUCCAUCACCCCGCCCAAUUCUCCCUCUUUCCAUCACCCCUCCUCAUUCUCCCUCUUUCCAUCACCCGCCCCAUUCUCCCGCUUUCCAUCACCUCGCCCCAUUCUCCCGCUUUCCAUCACCCCGCCCCAUUCUUUUGCUUUCCAUCACCCCGCCCCAUUCUCCCGCUUUCCAUCAUUCUGCCCCAUUCAACCGCUUUCCAUCACCCCGCCCCAUUCUCCCGCUUUCCAUCACCCCGCCCCAUUCUCCCGCUUUCCAUCACCCCGCUCCAUUCUCCCGCUUUCCAUUACCCCGCCCCAUUCUCCCGCUUUCCAUCACCCCGCCCCAUUCUCCCGCUUUCCAUCACUCCGCCCCAUUCUCCCGCUUUCCAUCACCUCGCCCCAUUCUCCCUCCUUCCAUCACCCUGCCUCAUUCUCCCUCCUUCCAUCACCUCGCCCCAUUCUCCCGCUUUCCAUCACCCCGCCCCAUUCUCCCGCUUUCCAUCACCCCGCCCCAUUCUCCCUCUUUCCAUCACCCCGCCCCAUUCUCCCGCUUUCCAUCACCCCGCCCCAUUCUCCCUCUUUCCAUCACCCCGCCCCAUUCUCCCGCUUUCCAUCACCCCGCCCCAUUCUCCCUCUUUCCAUCACCCCGCUCCAUUCUCCCGCUUUCCAUCACCCCGCCCAAUUCUCCCUCUUUCCAUCACCCCUCCUCAUUCUCCCUCUUUCCAUCACCCGCCCCAUUCUCCCGCUUUCCAUCACCUCGCCCCAUUCUCCCGCUUUCCAUCACCCCGCCCCAUUCUUUUGCUUUCCAUCACCCCGCCCCAUUCUCCCGCUUUCCAUCAUCCUGCCCCAUUCAACCGCUUUCCAUCACCCCGCCCCAUUCUCCCGCUUUCCAUCACCCCGCCCCAUUCUCCCGCUUUCCAUCACCCCGCUCCAUUCUCCCGCUUUCCAUUACCCCGCCCCAUUCUCCCGCUUUCCAUCACCCCGCCCCAUUCUCCCGCUUUCCAUCACUCCGCCCCAUUCUCCCGCUUUCGAUCACCACGACCCAUUCUCCCACUUUCCAUCACCCCGCCCCAUUCUCCCUCCUUCCAUCACCCUGCCUCAUUCUCCCUCCUUCCAUCACCUCGCCCCAUUCUCCCGCUUUCCAUCACCCCGCCCUAUUCUCCCGCUUUCCAUCACCCCGCCCCAUUCUCCCGCUUUCCAUCACCCUGCCCCAAUCUCCCGCUUUCCAUCACCCCGCCCCAUUCUCCCUCCUUCCAUCACCCCGCCCCAUUCUCCCGCUUUCCAUCACCCCGCCCCAUUCUCCUGCUUUCCAUCACCCCGCCCCAUUCUACCGCUUUCCAUCACCUUGCCCCAUUCUCCCGCUUUCCAUCACCCCACCCCAUUCUCCCGCUUUCCAUCACCCCUCCCCAUUCUCCCUCCUUCUAUCACCCCGCCCCAUUCUCCAGCUUUCCAUUACCCGCCCCAUUCUCCCGCUUUCCAUCACCUCGCCCCAUCUCCCGCUUUCCAUCACCCCGCCCCAUUCUCCUGCUUUCCAUCACCCCGCUCCAUUCUCCCGCUUUCCAUCACUCCGCCCCAUUCUCCCGCUUUCCAUCACCCCGCCCCAUUCUCCUGCUUUCCAUCACCCCUCCCCAUUCUCCCUCCUUCCAUCACUCCGCCUCAUUCUCCCUCCUUCCAUCACCCCCCCCCAUUCUCCCGCUUUCCAUCACCCCGCCCCAUUCUCCCGCUUUCCAUCACCCAGCCCCAUUCUCCCACUUUCCAUCACCCCGCCUUAUUUUCCCGCUUUCUAUCACUCCGCCCCAUUGUCAUGCUUUCCAUCACCAUGCCCCAAUCUCCCGCUUUCCAUCACCCCGCCCCAUUCUCCCUCCUUCCAUCACCCCGCCCCAUUCUCCCGCUUUCCAUCACCCCGCCAGAUUCUCCCGCUUUCCAUAACCCCGCCUCAUUCUCCCUCCUUCCAUCACCCGCUCCAUUCUCCCUCCUUCCAUCACCCCGCCCCAUUCUCCCUCCUUCCAUCACCCCGUCCCAUUCUCCCGCUUUCCAUCAGCCCACCCCAUUCUCCCGCUUUCCAUCACCCCGCCCCAUUCUCCCGCUUUCCAUCACCCCGCCCCAUUCUCCCGCUUUCCAUCACCCCGCCCCAUUCUCCCGCUUUCCAUCACCCCGCCCCAUUCUCCCGCUUUCCAUCACCCUGCCCCAUUCUCCCGCUUUCCAUCACCCCGCCCCAUUCUCCCUCCUUCCAUCACCCUGCCCCAUUCUCCCGCUUUCUGUCACCCCGCCCCAUUCUCCCGCUUUCCAUAACCCCGCCCCAUUCUCCCGCUUUCCAUCACCCCGCCACAUUCUCCCACUUUCCAUCACCCCGCCCCAUUCUCCCUCCUUCCAUCACCCCGCACCAUUCUCCCUCCUUCCAUCACCCCGCCCCAUUCUCCCUCCUUUGAUCACCCCGCCCCAUUCUCCCGCUUUCCAUCAGCCCUCCCCAUUCUCCCGCUUUCCAUCACCCCGCCCCAUUCUCUCGCUUUUCAUCACCCCAACCCAUUCUCCCGCUUUCCAUCACCACGCCCCCUUCUCCCUCCUUCCAUCACCCCGCCCCAUUCUCCCUCCUUCCAUCACCCCGCCCCGUUCUCCCACUUUCUAUCAGCCCGCCCCAUUCUCCCGCUUUCCAUCACCCCGCCCCUUUCUCCCGCUUUCCAUCUCCCCACCCCAUUCUCCCGCUUUCCAUCACCCCGCCCCAUUCUCCCGCUUUCCAUCAGCCCGCCCCAUUCUCCCACUUUCCAUCACCCCGCCCCAUUCUCCCUCCUUCCAUCACCCCGCCUCAUUCUACCUCCUUCCAUCACCCCGCCCCAUGCUCCCGCUUUCCAUCACCCCGCCCCAUUCUCCCGCUUUUCAUCACCCCGCCCAAUUCUCCCGCUUUCCAUCACCCUGCCCCAUUCUCCCGCUUUCCAUCACCCCGCCCCAUUCUCCCUCCUUCCAUCACCCCGCCCCAUUCUCCCAUCACCCCGCCCCAUUCUCCCGCUUUCCAUCACCACGCCCCAUUCUCCCGCUUUCCAUCACCCCACCCCAUUCUCCCGCUUUCCAUCACUCCGCCCCAUUCUCCCGCUUUCCAUCACCCCGCCCCAUUCUCCCGCUUUCCAUCACCCCGCCCCAUUCUUCUCCUUCCAUCACCCCGCCCCAUUCUCCCUCCAUCCAUCACCCUGCCCCAUUCUCCCGCUUUCCCCCUCCCCAUUCUUCCGCUUUCCAUCACCCCGCCCCAUUCUCUCACUUUCCAUCACCCCACCCCAUUCUCCCGCUUUCCAUCACCCCGCCCCCUUUUCCCUCCUUCCAUCACCCCGCCCCAUUCUCCCUCCUUUCAUCACCCCGCCCCAUUCUCCUACUUUCUAUCAGCCCGCCCCAUUCUCCCGCUUUCCAUCUCCCCGCCCCAUUCUCCCGCUUUCCAUCACCCUGCCCCAUUCUCCCGCUUUCCAUCACCCCGCCCCAUUCUCCCGCUUCCCAUCAUCCCGCCCCAUUCCCCCGCUUUCCAUCACCCCUCCCCAUUCUCCCUCCUUCCAUCACCCCGCCCAGUUCUCCCGCUUUCCAUCACCCCGCCCCAUUCACCCGCAAUCCAUUACCCACCCCAUUCUCCCGCUUUCCAUCACCCCGCCCCAUCCUCCCGCUUUUCAUCACCCCGCCCCAUUCUCCCGCUUUCCAACACCCCGCCUCGUUCUCCCGCUUUCCAUCACCCCGCCCCAUUCUCCCGCUUUCCAUCACCUCGCCCCAUUCUCCCGCUUUCCAUCACUCCGUCCCAUUCUCCCGCUUUCCAUCACCCCGCCCCAUUCUCCCGCUUUCCAUCAACCCGCCCCAUUCUCCCUCCUUCCAUCACCCCGCCUCAUUCUCCCUCCUUCCAUCACCCCGCCCCAUUCUCCCGCUUUCCAUCACCCCGCCCCAUUCUCCCGCUUUCCAUCACCCCGCCCCAUUCUCCCGCUUUCCGUCACCCCGCCCCAUUCUCCCGCUUUCCAUCACCCCGCCCCAUUCUCCCGCUUUCCAUCACCCCGCCCCAUUCUCCCGCUUUCCAUCACCACGCCCCAUUCUCCCUCCUUCCAUCAACCCGCCCCAUUCUACCGCUUUCCAUCACCCCGCCCCAUUCUCCCUCCUUCCAUCACCCCGCCUCAUUCUACCUCCUUCCAUCACCCCGCCCCAUGCUCCCGCUUUCCAUCACCCCGCCCCAUUCUCCCACUUUUCAUCACCCCGCCCCAUUCUCCCACUUUCCAUCACCCCGACCCAUUCUCCCGCUUUCCAUCGACCCGCCCCAUUCUCCCUCCUUCCAUCACCCCGCCCCAUUCUCCCGCUUUCCAUCAGCCCACCCCAUUCACCCGCUUUCCAUCACACCGCCCCAUUCUCCCGCUUUCCAUCACCCCGCCCCAUUCUCCCGCUUUCCAUCACCCCGCCCCAUUCUCCCAUCACCCCGCCCCAUUCUCCCGCUUUCCAUCACCACGCCCCAUUCUCCCGCUUUCCAUCACCCCGCCCCAUUCUCCCGCUUUCCAUCACUCCGCCCCAUUCUCCUGCUUUCCAUCACCCUGCCCCAUUCUCCUGCUUUCCAUCACCCCGCCCCAUUCUUCUCCUUCCAUCACCCCGCCUCAUUCUACCUCCUUCCAUCACCCCGCCCCAUUCUCCCGCUUUCCAUCACCCCGCCCCAUUCUCCCGCUUUCCAUCACCCCGCCCCAUUCUCUCGCUUUCCAUCACCACGCCCCAUUCUCCCGCUUUCCAUCACCCCGCCCCAUUCUCCCUCCUUCCAUCACCCUGCCCCAUUCUACCGCUUUCCAUCACCCCGCCCCAUUCUCCCGCUUUCCAUCACCCCACCCCAUUCUCCCUCCCUCCAUCACCGCGCCCCAUUCUCCCUUCUUCCAUCACCCUGCCCCAUUCUCCCUCUUUCCAUCACCCUGCCCCAUUCUCCCGCUUUCUAUUACCCCACCCCAUUCUCCCUCUUUCCAUCACCCUGCCCCAUUCUCCCGCUUUCUAUCACCUAGCCCCAUUCUCCCGCUUUCAAUCAUCCCGCUCCAUUCUCCCCCUUUCGAUCACCCCGCCCAAUUCUCCCUCUUUCCAUCACCCCUCCCCAUUCUCCCUCUUUCCAUCACCCCGCCCCAUUCUCCCGCUUUCCAUCACCCCGCCCCAUUCUCCCUCUUUCCAUCACCCCGCCCCAUUCUCCCGCUUUCCAUCACCCCGCCCCAUUCUCCCUCUUUCCACCACCCCGCCCCUUUCUCCCUGUCUCCAUCACCCCGCCCCAUUCUCCCGUUUUCCAUCACCCCAACCCAUUCUCCCUCUUUCCAUCACCCCGCCCCAUUCUCCCUCUUUCCAUCACCCCGCCCCAUUCUCACUCUUUCCAUCACCCCGCCCCAUUCUCUCGCUUUCCAUCACCCCGCCCCAUUCUCCCUCUUUCCAUCAUCCCGCCCCAUUCUCCCUCUUUCCAUCACCCCGCCCCAUUCUCCCGCUUUCCAUUUCCGCGCCCUACUCUCCAUCUUUCCAUCAUCCCGCCCCAUUCUCCCGCCUUCAAUCACCCACCCCCAUUCUCCCUCUUUGGAUCACCCCGCCCCAUUGUCCCGCUUUCUAUCACCCCGCCCCAUUCUCCCGCUUUCCAUCAUCCCGCCCCAUUCUCCCUCUUUCCAUCACCCCGCCCUAUUCUCCCGCUUUCCAUCAUCCCGCCCCAUUUUCCCUCUUUCCAUCACCCCGCCCCAUUCUCCCGCUUUCCAUCACCCUGCCCCAUUCUCCCUCUUUCUAUCACCCCUCCCCAUUCUCCCGCUUUCCAUCACCCCGCCCAAUUCUCCCUCUUUCUAUCACCCCUCCCCAUUCUCCCUUUUUCCAUCACCCCGCCGCAUUCUCCCGCUUUCCAUCACCCCCCCCCCCAUUCUCCCUCUUUCCAUCACCCCGCCCCAUUCUCCCGCUUUCCAUGACCCCGCCCCAUUCUCCCGCUUUCCAUCACCCCGCCCCAUUCUCCCGCUUUCCAUCACCCCUCCCCAUUUUCCCUCUUUCCAUCACCCCGCCCCAUUCUCCCGCUUUCCAUCACCCCGCCCUAUUCUCCCUCUUUCUAACACCCCUCCCCAUUCUCCCGCUUUCCAUCACCCCGCCCAAUUCUCCCUCAUUCUAUCACCCCUCCCCAUUCACCCUCUUUCUAUCACCCCGCCCCUUUCUCCCGCUUUCCAUCACCCCGCCCCAUUUUCCCUCUUGCCAUCACCCCGCCCCAUUCUCCCACUUUCUGUCACCCCGCCCCAUUCUCCCGCUUUCCAUCACCCCGCUCCAUUCUCCCUCUUUCCGUCACCCCACCCCAUUCUCCCGCUUUCCAUCACCCCGCCCCAUUCUCCCUCUUUCCAUCACCCCGCCUUAUUCUCCCGCUUUCCAUCACCCCGCCCCAUUCUCCCGCUUUCCAUCACCCCGCUCUAUUCUCCCGCUUUCCAUCACCCCGCCCAAAUCUCCCUCUUUCCAUUACCCCUCCCCAUUCUACCUCUUUCCAUCACCCCGCCCCCCAAUCUCCCUCUUUCCAUCACCACGCCCCAUUCUCCCGCUUUCCAUCACCCAACCCCAAUCUUCCUCUUUCCAUCACCCCGCCCCAUUCUCCCGCUUUCCAUCACCCCGCCCCAUUUUCCCUCUUUCCAUCACCCCGCUCCAUUCUCCCGCUUUCAAUCACCCAGCCCAAUUCUCCCUCUUCCCAUCACCCCUCCCCAUUCCCCCUCUUUCCAUCACCCCGCCCCAUUCUACCACUUUCUGUCACCCCGCCCCAUUCUCCCGCUUUCCAUCACCCCUCUCCAUUCUCCCUCUUUCCAUCACCCCGCCCCAUUCUCCCUCUUUCCAUCACCCCGCCCCAUUCUCCCUCUUUCCAUCACCCCGCCCCAUUCUCCCUCUUUCCAUCACUCCGCCCCAUUCUCCCGCUUUCCAUUACCGCGCCCCACUCUCUAUCUUUUCAUCACCCCGCCCCAAUCUCCCGCUUUCCAUCACCCCACCCCAUUCUCCCUCCUUCCAUCACCCCGCCCCAUUCUCCCGCUUUCCAUCACCCCGCCCCAUUCUCCCGCUUUCCAUCACCCAGCCCCAUUCUCCCUCCUUCCAUCACCCCGCUCCAUUCUCCCUCUUUCCAUCACUCCGCCCCAUUCUCCCGCUUUCCAUUACCGCGCCCCACUCUCUAUCUUUCCAUCACCCCGCCCCAAUCUCCCGCUUUCCAUCACCCCACCCCAUUCUUCCUCCUUCCAUCACCCCGCCCCAUUCUCCCGCUUUCCAUCACCCCGCCCCAUUCUCCCGCUUUCCAUCACCCCGCCCCAUUCUCCCUCCUUCCAUCACCCCGCCCCAUUCUCCCUCCUUCCAUCACCCCGCCCCAUUCUCCCGCUUUCCAUCACCCCGCCCUGUUCUCCCGCUUCCCAUAACCCCACCCCCUUCUCCCGCUUUCCAUCACCCCGCCACAUUCUCCCGCUUUCUAUCACCCCGCCCCAUUCUCCCUCCUUCCAUCACCCCGCCCCAUUCUCCCCCUUUCCAUCACCCCGCCCCAUUCUCCCGAUUUUUCAUCCCGCCCCAUUCUCCCGCUUUCCAUCACCCUGCCCCAUUCUCCCGCUUUCCAUCAACCCGCCCCAUUCUCCCGCUUACCAUCAUCCCGCCCCAUUCUCCCUCCUUCCAUCACCCCGCCCCAUUCUCCCGCUUUCCAUCACUCCGCCCCAUUCUCCCUCCUUCCAUCACCCCGCCCCAUUCUCCCUCCUUCCAUCACACCGCCCCAUUCUCCCGCUUUCCAUCACCCCGCCCCAUUCUCCCGCUUCCCAUAACCCCACCCCAGUCUCCCGCUUUCCAUCAACCCGCCACAUUCUCCCACUUUCCAUCACCCCGCCCCCUUCUCUCUCCUUCCAUCACCCCGCCCCAUUCUCCCUCCUUCCAUCACCCCGCCCCAUUCUCCCGCUUUCCAUCAGCCCGCCCCAUUCUCCCGCUUUCCAUCACCCCUCCCCUUUCUCCCGCUUUCCAUCUCCCCGCUCCAUUCUCCCGCUUUCCAUCACCCCGCCCCAUUCUCCCGCUUUCCAUCACCCCGCCCCAUUCUUCCGCUUCCCAUCAUCCCGCCCCAUUCCCCCGCUUUCCAUCACCCCUCCCCUUUCUUCCUCCUUCCAUCACCCCGCCCCAUUCUCUCGCUUUCCAUCACCCCGCCACAUUCUCCCGCUUUCCAUCACCCCGCCCCAUUCUCCCGCUUUCCAUCACCCCGCCCCAUUCUUCCUCCUUCCAUCACCCCGCCCCAUUCUCCCGCUUUCCAUCACCCCGCCCCAUUCUCCCGCUUUCCAUCACCCCGCCCCAUUCUCCCUCCUUCCAUCACCCCGCCCCAUUCUCCCUCCUUCCAUCACCCCGCCCCAUUCUCCCGCUUUCCAUCACCCCGCCCUGUUCUCCCGCUUCCCAUAACCCCACCCCCUUCUCCCGCUUUCCAUCACCCCGCCACAUUCUCCCGCUUUCUAUCACCCCGCCCCAUUCUCCCUCCUUCCAUCACCCCGCCCCAUUCUCCCCCUUUCCAUCACCCCGCCCCAUUCUCCCGAUUUUUCAUCCCGCCCCAUUCUCCCGCUUUCCAUCACCCUGCCCCAUUCUCCCGCUUUCCAUCAACCCGCCCCAUUCUCCCGCUUACCAUCAUCCCGCCCCAUUCUCCCUCCUUCCAUCACCCCGCCCCAUUCUCCCGCUUUCCAUCACUCCGCCCCAUUCUCCCUCCUUCCAUCACCCCGCCCCAUUCUCCCUCCUUCCAUCACACCGCCCCAUUCUCCCGCUUUCCAUCACCCCGCCCCAUUCUCCCGCUUCCCAUAACCCCACCCCAGUCUCCCGCUUUCCAUCAACCCGCCACAUUCUCCCACUUUCCAUCACCCCGCCCCCUUCUCUCUCCUUCCAUCACCCCGCCCCAUUCUCCCUCCUUCCAUCACCCCGCCCCAUUCUCCCGCUUUCCAUCAGCCCGCCCCAUUCUCCCGCUUUCCAUCACCCCUCCCCUUUCUCCCGCUUUCCAUCUCCCCGCUCCAUUCUCCCGCUUUCCAUCACCCCGCCCCAUUCUCCCGCUUUCCAUCACCCCGCCCCAUUCUUCCGCUUCCCAUCAUCCCGCCCCAUUCCCCCGCUUUCCAUCACCCCUCCCCUUUCUUCCUCCUUCCAUCACCCCGCCCCAUUCUCUCGCUUUCCAUCACCCCGCCACAUUCUCCCGCUUUCCAUCACCCCGCCCCAUUCUCCCGCUUUCCAUCACCCCGCCCCAUUCUUCCUCCUUCCAUCACCCCGCCCCAUUCUCCCGCUUUCCAUCACCCCGCCCCAUUCUCCCUCCUUCCAUCACCCCGCCCCAUUCUCCCUCAUUCCAUCACCCCGCCCCAUUCUCCCUCCUUCCAUCACCCCGCCUCAUUCUACCUCCUUCCAUCACCCCGCCCCAUGCUCCCGCUUUCCAUCACCCCGCCCCAUUCUCCCACUUUUCAUCACCCCGCCCCAUUCUCCCACUUUCCAUCACCCCGACCCAUUCUCCCGCUUUCCAUCACCCCGCCCCAUUCUCCCUCCUUCCAUCACCCCGCCCCAUUCUCCCGCUUUCCAUCAGCCCACCCCAUUCACCCGCUUUCCAUCAUUUGCCCCAUUCUCCCGCUUUCCAUCACCCCGCCCCAUUCUCCCGCUUUCCAUCACCCCGCCCCAUUCUCCCAUCACCCCGCCCCAUUCUCCCGCUUUCCAUCACCACGCCCCAUUCUCCCGCUUUCCAUCACCCCGCCCCAUUCUCCCGCUUUCCAUCACUCCGCCCCAUUCUCCCGCUUUCCAUCACCCUGCCCCAUUCUCCUGCUUUCCAUCACCCCGCCCCAUUCUUCUCCUUCCAUCACCCCGCCUCAUUCUACCUCCUUCCAUCACCCCGCCCCAUUCUCCCGCUUUCCAUCACCCCGCCCGAUUCUCCCUCUUUCCAUCACCCCGCCCCAUUCUCUCGCUUUCCAUCACCACGCCCCAUUCUCCCGCUUUCCAUCACCCCGCCCCAUUCUCCCUCCUUCCAUCACCCUGCCCCAUUCUACCGCUUUCCAUCACCCCGCCCCAUUCUCCCGCUUUCCAUCACCCCGCCCCAUUCUCCCUCCCUCCAUCACCGCGCCCCAUUCUCCCUCCUUACAUCACCCUGCCCCAUUCUCCCUCUUUCCAUCACCCUGCCCCAUUCUCCCGCUUUCUAUCACCCCACCCCAUUCUCCCUCUUUCCAUCACCCUGCCCCAUUCUCCCGCUUUCUAUCACCUAGCCCCAUUCUCCCGCUUUCAAUCAUCCCGCUCCAUUCUCCCCCUUUCCAUCACCCCGCCCAAUUCUCCCUCUUUCCAUCACCCCUCCCCAUUCUCCCUCUUUCCAUCACCCCGCCCCAUUCUCCCGCUUUCCAUCACCCCGCCCCAUUCUCCCUCUUUCCAUCACCCCGCCCCAUUCUCCCGCUUUCCAUCACCCCGCCCCAUUCUCCCUCUUUCCACCACCCCGCCCCUUUCUCCCUGUUUCCAUCACCCCGCCCCAUUCUCCCGUUUUCCAUCACCCCAACCCAUUCUCCCUCUUUCCAUCACCCCGCCCCAUUCUCCCUCUUUCCAUCACCCCGCCCCAUUCUCACUCUUUCCAUCACCCCGCCCCAUUCUCUCGCUUUCCAUCACCCCGCCCCAUUCUCCCUCUUUCCAUCACCCCGCUCUAUUCUCCCGGUUUCCAUCACCUCGCCCAAUUCUCCCUCUUUCCAUUACCCCUCCCCAUUCUACCUCUUUCCAUCACCCCGCCCCCCAAUCUCCCUCUUUCCAUCACCACGCCCCAUUCUCCCGCUUUCCAUCACCCAACCCCAAUCUCCCUCUUUCCAUCACCCCGCCCUAUUCUCCCGCUUUCCAUCACCCCGCCCCAUUUUCCCUCUUUCCAUCACCCCGCCCCAUUCUCCUUCGUUCCAUCACCCCGCUCCAUUCUCCCGCUUUCAAUCACCCAGCCCAAUUCUCCCUCUUUCCAUCACCCCUCCCCAUUCCCCCUCUUUCCAUCACCCCGCCCCAUUCUACCACUUUCUGUCACCCCGCCCCAUUCUCCCGCUUUCCAUCACCCCGCUCCAUUCUCCCUCUUUCCAUCACCCCGCCCCAUUCUCCCUCUUUCCAUCACCCCGCCCCAUUCUCCCUCUUUCCAUCACCCCGCCCCAUUCUCCCUCUUUCCAUCACUCCGCCCCAUUCUCCCGCUUUCCAUUACCGCGCCCCACUCUCUAUCUUUCCAUCACCCCGCCCCAAUCUCCCGCUUUCCAUCACCCAACCCCAUUCUCCCUCCUUCCAUCACCCCGCCCCAUUCUCCCGCUUUCCAUCACCCCGCCCCAUUCUCCCGCUUUCCAUCACCCAGCCCCAUUCUCCCGCUUUCCAUCACCCCGCCCCAUUCUCCCGCUUUCCAUCACCCCGCCCCAUUCUCCCGCUUUCCAUCACCCCGCCCCAUUCUCCCUCCUUCCAUCACCCCGCCCCAUUCUCCCUCCUUCCAUCACCCCGCCCCGUUCUCCCGCUUUCCAUCACCCCGCCCUGUUCUCCCGCUUCCCAUAACCCCACCCCCUUCUCCCGCUUUCCAUCACCCCGCCACAUUCUCCCGCUUUCUAUCACCCCGCCCCAUUCUCCCUUCUUCCAUCACCCCGCCCCAUUCUCCCUCUUUCCAUCACUCCGCCCCAUUCUCCCGCUUUCCAUUACCGCGCCCCACUCUCUAUCUUUCCAUCACCCCGCCCCAAUCUCCCGCUUUCCAUCACCCCACCCCAUUCUUCCUCCUUCCAUCACCCCGCCCCAUUCUCCCGCUUUCCAUCACCCCGCCCCAUUCUCCCGCUUUCCAUCACCCCGCCCCAUUCUCCCUCCUUCCAUCACCCCGCCCCAUUCUCCCUCCUUCCAUCACCCCGCCCCAUUCUCCCGCUUUCCAUCACCCCGCCCUGUUCUCCCGCUUCCCAUAACCCCACCCCCUUCUCCCGCUUUCCAUCACCCCGCCACAUUCUCCCGCUUUCUAUCACCCCGCCCCAUUCUCCCUCCUUCCAUCACCCCGCCCCAUUCUCCCCCUUUCCAUCACCCCGCCCCAUUCUCCCGAUUUUUCAUCCCGCCCCAUUCUCCCGCUUUCCAUCACCCUGCCCCAUUCUCCCGCUUUCCAUCAACCCGCCCCAUUCUCCCGCUUACCAUCAUCCCGCCCCAUUCUCCCUCCUUCCAUCACCCCGCCCCAUUCUCCCGCUUUCCAUCACUCCGCCCCAUUCUCCCUCCUUCCAUCACCCCGCCCCAUUCUCCCUCCUUCCAUCACACCGCCCCAUUCUCCCGCUUUCCAUCACCCCGCCCCAUUCUCCCGCUUCCCAUAACCCCACCCCAUUCUCCCGCUUUCCAUCAACCCGCCACAUUCUCCCACUUUCCAUCACCCCGCCCCCUUCUCUCUCCUUCCAUCACCCCGCCCCAUUCUCCCUCCUUCCAUCACCCCGCCCCAUUCUCCCGCUUUCCAUCAGCCCGCCCCAUUCUCCCGCUUUCCAUCACCCCUCCCCUUUCUCCCGCUUUCCAUCUCCCCGCUCCAUUCUCCCGCUUUCCAUCACCCCGCCCCAUUCUCCCGCUUUCCAUCACCCCGCCCCAUUCUUCCGCUUCCCAUCAUCCCGCCCCAUUCCCCCGCUUUCCAUCACCCCUCCCCUUUCUUCCUCCUUCCAUCACCCCGCCCCAUUCUCUCGCUUUCCAUCACCCCGCCACAUUCUCCCGCUUUCCAUCACCCCGCCCCAUUCUCCCGCUUUCCAUCACCCCGCCCCAUUCUUCCUCCUUCCAUCACCCCGCCCCAUUCUCCCGCUUUCCAUCACCCCGCCCCAUUCUCCCUCCUUCCAUCACCCCGCCCCAUUCUCCCUCAUUCCAUCACCCCGCUCCAUUCUCCCGCUUUCCAUCACCCCGCCCUAUUCUCCCGCUUCCCAUAACCCCACCCCAUUCUCCCGCUUUCCAUCACCCCGCCACAUUUUCCCACUUUCCAUCACCCCGCCCCCUUCUUUCUCCUUCCAUCACCCCGCCCCAUUCUCCCUCCUUCCAUCACCCCGCCCCAUUCUCCCGCUUUCCAUCAGCCCGCCCCAUUCUCCCGCUGUCCAUCACCCCGCCCCAUACUCCCGCUUUCCAUCACUUAGCCUCAUUCUCCAGCUUUCCAUCACCCCGCCCCAUUUUUCCUCUUUCCAUCACCCCGCCCCAUUCUCCCGCUUUCCAUCACCCUGCCCCAAUCUCCCGCUUUCCAUCACCCCGCCCCAUUCUCCCUCCUUCCAUCACCCCGCCCCAUUCUCCCGCUUUCCAUCACCCCGCCCCAUUCUCCCGCUUUCCAUCACCCAGCCCCAUUCUCCCGCUUUCCAUCACCCCGCCCCAUUCUCCCGCUUUCCAUCACCCCGCCCCAUUCUCCCGCUUUCCAUCACCCCGCCCCAUUCUCCCUCCUUCCAUCACCCCGCCCCAUUCUCCCGCUUUCCAUCACCCCGCCCCACUCUCCCGCUUCCCAUAA
Closterium sp. NIES-65 is the source of this 14709-nucleotide messenger RNA. NCBI's taxonomy places the organism in Eukaryota, Viridiplantae, Streptophyta, Zygnematophyceae, Desmidiales, Closteriaceae. The record is from the annotation of a GenBank genome assembly.